Molecule: messenger RNA, 330 nt
Organism: Knipowitschia caucasica
Lineage: Eukaryota; Metazoa; Chordata; Actinopteri; Gobiiformes; Gobiidae
Source: the annotation of a GenBank genome assembly
AUGAGUCCCAGUCUAGCACAGCCCAGCCCAGACCGGGAUCAGGACAGGGAGGGUCUCGGUGGUGGAGGCAUGAGUCCCCUCCAGCCCAGACCAGGAUCAGGGCAGGGCAGGAGGGGUCUGUGUGGUGGAGGCAUGAGUCUCAGCCUAGACCAGACCGGGGUAGGACAAGGGGAGUUGUGGGUGGGGGUGGGUGGGGGUGGGUGGGGGUUGGGGGGGGUUUGGGGACCAGACAAAGAGCCCCUGUUGCCGUGUGGGAUGGAGGGGAGAAAACAUGAGAAGAAGAGGACGGGUGUGAAGAAGAAGAAGAGGGUCCGGACAAAACAGACGUAA